Penicillium waksmanii is the source of this 1044-nucleotide messenger RNA. RefSeq names its product short chain dehydrogenase/reductase family protein. Bases 1 to 1044 code for a protein of 347 amino acids. Lineage: Eukaryota; Fungi; Ascomycota; Eurotiomycetes; Eurotiales; Aspergillaceae. Gene Ontology annotation, molecular function: oxidoreductase activity, acting on the CH-OH group of donors, NAD or NADP as acceptor. The record is from RefSeq and is a predicted model, not a curated record. The transcript has 2 exons.
AUGGCAUCGCCAGCAAAGAAGUGGUUUUCCAAUGAAGGCUUCACAGCAGAUGUUCUGGGCAAGCUUAUAUCCCGAACACUCCUGAGUCCCUGGAAAAUUGUCCCAAUAUUGGCAUUAGCCCAAUACACCAUCAAGGGCCGAGAAAUCAUCGAGUCACGCCCUCACCUCCUCAAAGCGCUCCGGGCCCUCGCUACCCUAGCCGUCCUAGGCCGAAUCGGCGCCUGGCUCGACCACCGCGCCAUCAACAACGGGCUAAAAGAUCACUAUGACUGGAACCGCGAAGUGGUCAUCCUAACCGGCGGCAGCGGAGGCAUCGGCCGACAUGUGGCGCAAAUGCUCGGCGAGCGCGGUAUCAAAGUUGCCAUUCUAGAUAUCACCGCGCCAGACACCGCUCUGCCCAACAGCGUGCGCUAUUUCAAGUGCGACAUCACUUCCGCGGCGGAUAUCAAAGAAGUCGGCGCCGCGAUCCGGGCCUCAUUCGGUCGGCCAACGAUCCUGAUCAAUAACGCGGGCAUUCUGACCGGUAAAACGAUCCUCGGGACGACCGAGGCGACCACGCGACGCAUGUUUGAAGUCAACACGCUCGCGCACUACUGGCUCGCGCAGGAAUUUCUGCCCGAUAUGAUUGCGCAGAAUCACGGGAUGGUGGUGACGGUUGCUUCACAGGCGGGAUAUACGACGACGCCCAAUAUGGUGGAUUACUCUGCUUCGAAGGCCGGGGCGAUUUCGUUCCAUGAGGGUCUUGCGGCAGAGUUGGUAACGAGGUAUGAUGCGCCGCGGGUGCGGACUGUGUUGGUUACGCAGGGUUUUACGAGGACGCCGCUUAUUGGGGUGUUGACGCCGGAGGAUACGUGGUUUAAUCCGUUGCUAGAGCCGGAAACGGUGGCUUGGGGGAUUGUUCGGCAGGUUCUUAGUGGGGAGAGUGGGAGUGUGGUUGUGCCUGGGUCGGCGGGUUAUUUGUGUCAUCGUCUCCGUGGAUAUCCACUGUGGCUUCAGCAUGGAUUGCGGUGUCGAUUGGAGAGGUUGGUUCGGGCUGGUAAAUAG